Molecule: messenger RNA, 6585 nt
Organism: Ictalurus punctatus (channel catfish)
Lineage: Eukaryota; Metazoa; Chordata; Actinopteri; Siluriformes; Ictaluridae
Gene: phkb
Product: phosphorylase kinase, beta
Exons: 27
Coding region: 2005-4731 (908 amino acids)
Biological process (GO): glycogen metabolic process
Cellular component (GO): phosphorylase kinase complex
Molecular function (GO): calmodulin binding
Source: RefSeq, a predicted model, not a curated record
CUCGUCCUCUCUCCUCUCCGCACCAGUCACUCACACCCUCACAUCCAUCGCACCCUCGAUUACCUCCUCCUUUACACCCGGCGCGUGGCUUUGCCCCGAGCGUUCACACAGAGAGCGAUUAGAGGAAAGGUCACAGCACGAGUGCGAUGGUAAUCCCUCACCUCGAGACCCCCUGUCUCAUCACGUGUUCUAGAUUAGCUCGAGGCCUGGCUGAACCGGGGGAAAACCCGUGUUCAUUACGGAUCGGCCCGGAGUCCAGAACCACACUGAUGUGAUUUUCAUUUCCACAUAUAGUAUGGUGAGUAUUUAAUAAUCUACGUGAAUAUGAACAGCACAGGGUGUGUGUUUCUUUGUAUAAAAAAAAUAAAUAAAUAAAAAUACAAUAUAAAGAAACCCAGAAGAGGACGAUAUGAAGAGCUCCGCCGUGAGCCGUAACCUUAUUACAUCUAAAUAACCGCGCUCAGACAAGUGUGCUGCUGAAUGCUCUUAGAAAUAAUAAAGCUGCAGUAAAGGCCAUAACCGCAUAUUAAAUCUUCUGCUGAUGCUCAUUUGGUUUGUGUUUAAAAAAAAAAAAAAAAAAAAAAGUCAGAUAUUAAAAUCCGUAAUUAUCAAACACUUUUUUUUUUCCUCAUCGCGAGAACUGGUCCAUGUUUGCUCCUGAAAGUCCAGAGAUGGAAAUGAACCGCGCGUGUGUUUUGUUCUAAUAAUGACGUUUUAUUUCAGUGGAACGGUAUUUGAUCAGAGUAUAAUUAAAGCGUAAUAGUCUUACACCAUUACAUUUCACUGGAGCGUGUGAACUUCAUUUCUUCCCCGGAUUUAGAGUUGGAUCUCAGACCUCAUCUUCUGCUCCAGCUUUCCACAUUAAGCUUAAAAACAGCCUGAACGAUUCGAACGUUCAGUUUCCAGAAAGCCGUGACCUUUAGCUUAACCUUUAACGCCGGGUCAUACGGAUAGAGCCGUUCACGCCGUGGCGCGUUUUCAAACGAAAACAAAAACGCUUGUUCUGAUGUCUGUCGGCGAAAGGUCGUGUUCGCGAGCCGAGGUUUUUAAACUGUUUUUAAAUCACCAGGGUUUGAUUUUUCUGUAGCUUUUCCAGCUGUGCUGCCGUACCGCUACGACGUCUCCUCGGGAAGGAAGGAACUAACAAACGAAAAGUAAAAAAAGGAACAAAGUAAACUAAAUUAAAAAGAAAGAAAGGAGACGAGAAAGGAAAAAAAGAAAGCGACUAAAUAAAGAAAGAAAAGAAGGCAGCUGUCUGUGAGAGAAAUUGAGUAACUGUUGAAGGAAAGAGAGAGAGAGAGAAGAGAAAGCAAGUGAAUUAAAGAAAGACGUUGACUGUGUGCAGAGAGAAAGGAAACUAAUGAAAGCAACUAAAAAGAAAAGAAAAAUAAAGUCACUCCAAAGGAAAGGAGGGGAAAAAAACGAGCAAAAAAGUAACUACUUAAAAAAAAAAAAAAAAAAAAAAAAAAAAAAAAAAGAAACGAAGUAAACAAACGAAACGAGAAAAGAAACCGUCGGAAGAAAAGAAGGAAGAACGACUGACUGAAAGAAACGGAAGAAAGAAAAUGAAAGAAACGGAAAGAAAGACUGAAUACAGGAGAAAAGAAAGCGGCUAAAAGGGAGUAAUAAAGUAACAAUUAAAAGAAAGAAACAAACAAAAAAUGACUUAUUUUUUUAAAAAAAGAAUGAAAUGAGGUUAUCUCGGCGAAAAAAGAAACCGUCGAAGGAAGAAGGACAUUAACUAUAGAAUCGAAGAAAGAAAGAAACGAAUUAGAAAAGGAAAUGAACUCUGCAAACCGAAAAAGAAAGAUAGUAAUUAUGUAAAGAAAGAAAGGAACUAAUGAAAGAGAAAACGAAGUGAUUAAAGAAUCUACUGAAACGCAGUAACUGAAGAAAGAAACGAACAGGUUUUUCUGUUUUCAUCAGUUCCUUGCGUUCGCCAGAAGAAAGAAAGUCGUACGAGAGAUCGACGCCGUGUCUCUCUUCCUGCUCUACCUGGUGGAGAUGAUUUGCUCUGGUCUGCAGAUCAUCUACAACACUGACGAGGUGUCCUUCAUCCAGAACCUAGUUUUUUGCGUAGAGAGAGCGUACCGCGUCCCGGACUUCGGCAUGUGGGAGAGGGGAAGUAAAUACAACAACGGCAGCACAGAGCUGCACUCCAGUUCUGUGGGACUCGCCAAAGCAGCUCUCGAGGCCAUCAACGGUUUCAACCUGUUUGGAAAUCAGGGAUGCUCCUGGUCUGUGAUAUUUGUGGAUCUGGAUGCUCACAACCGUAACAGACAGACGCUGUGCUCCCUCCUACCCCGGGAGUCCCGCUCUCAUAACACGGAUGCGGCCCUCUUGCCCUGUAUCAGCUACCCGGCGUUCGCCGUGGACGACGACGCCCUUUACAGCCAGACGCUGGACAAAAUCGUCCGCAAGCUCAAAGGCAAACAUGGCUUCAAACGAUUCCUGAGGGACGGAUACAGGACGGCAAACGAGGACAUGAACCGCAGAUACUACAGACCUGCUGAGAUGAAGCUCUUUGACGGGAUCGAGUGUGAGUUUCCCAUAUUCUUCAUCUACAUGAUGAUCGACGGUGUGUUCAGAGGAAACACGGCUCAGGUGAAAGAGUACGAAGACCUCCUGCAGGCCAUCAUUUUUCAGUCUUAUGAAGGUCAUGCCGUCAUUCCAAAGUACUACCACGUGCCGGCGGAUUUUGUGGAGGCGGAGCAGAAGAAACACGGCAGCCAGAAACGUUUCCCGAGUAACUCGGGUCGUGACGGGAUGCUGUUCCUGUGGGGUCAGGCUCUGUACAACAUCGCCAAGCUGCUGGUGGAUGGUCUGAUUAGCCCCAAGGACAUCGACCCCAUCCACCGCUACGUACCACGCCAGGACCAGAGGAACGUUAGCAUGAGAUACUCCAACCAGGGUCCCAUCGAGAAUGAUGUGGUGAUCCACGUGGCACUUAUCGCCGAGAGUCAGAGGUUGCAGGUUUUCUUGAACACGUACGGUAUUCAGACUCAGACCCCUCAGCAGGUGGAACCCAUUCAGAUUUGGCCUCAGCAGGAGCUUGUGAAGGCGUAUCGUUUCUUGGCCAUCAAUAAGAAGCUCGGUCUAAGUGGACGUCCAGAGAGACCGGUGGGCUGUAUCGGGACCUGUAAGAUUUAUCGCAUCCUGGGGAAGACCGUGGUGUGUUACCCCAUCGUUUUUGACCUCAGCGACUUCUACCUUUCUCAGGAUGUCAUGCUGCUGAUCGACGACAUCAAGAACGCUCUACAGUUCAUUAAGCAGUGCUGGAAGAUGCCGGGUCGCCCGCUCUUCCUCGUCCUCAUCAGAGAGGAUAACAUCAAGGGGAGCCGUUUCAACCCUGUACUGGACAUGCUGGCCUCCUUCAAGAAGGGCAACAUCGGAGGGGUCAAAGUUCACGUCGACAGGCUUCAGACUCUCAUCUCCGGAGCUGUGGUUGAGCAGCUGGAUUUUCUGCGUGUCAACGAGGCAGAGAUUCCCGAGUUUAAGAGCUUCGAGGAGCUGGAGCUGCCCAAACACUCGAAGGUGAAGCGUCAGACGAGCACGCCCAACGCCUCGGACCUGGAGCAGCAGCCCGAGAUCGACAUCGACGAGUGGAGGAACAAACCCACGCACGAGAUCCUGCAGAAGUUUAACGACUGUGUCUGUCUCGCCAGCCAGGCGCAGCUCGCUAGUGUUCUCCUGAAGAAAGAAGGUCCAGACUUCUUCAGCAAAGAUGAGUUCCUGAACGCUGAGUUGGAGCGGAUCUACAGGAGAGCAGGCAGCAGGAAGCUCUGGUCCGUUGUACGUCUCGCUGCCGGUCUCUUAACUAAGCUAGUGGACAGCCUUGCUCCGAGUAUUACUAGCGUUUUAGUGCAUGGCAAGCAGGUGACUCUGGGUCUUUUUGGACACGAGGAGGAGGUGAUCUCUAACCCGCUGUCUCCGGCUGUCAUUAAGGACAUCAUUUACAGGAAGUGCAGUCCUCACGGCGAGCGAGAGGCCGUGCUGCAGCAGGAGCUCGUCAUCCACAUCGGCUGGAUCAUCUCCAACAACCCCGAGCUGUUCAGCGGCAUGCUCAAGAUCCGCAUCGGCUGGAUCGUCCAGGCCAUGAAACACGAGCUGAAGAUCCGUGCAGGAGACAUGCCGCCUCAGGACAUCUACCAAAUGUCACCUAGUGACGUCAAACAGCUGCUGUUGGACGUUCUUCAACCUCAACAGACCGGCAGGGCGUGGCUGAAUCGGCGUCAGAUCGACGGAUCUCUGAAUCGUACGCCGCUCGGGUUUUACGAUCGCGUCUGGCAGAUUCUGGAGCGGACGAGUAACGGCAUCAUGGUGGGAGGUCUUCACCUGCCUCAGCAACCCACUCUGUCUGAUAUGACCAUGUACGAGAUGAACUUCUCCCUGCUGGUGGAGGACACGCUGAAGAACAUCGUGCUGCCCGAAUACAGACAGAUCAUUGUGGAGCUCCUGAUGGUGGUGUCGCUGGUGCUGGAGAGAAACCCGGAGCUGGAGUUUCAGGAGAAGGUGGAUCUGGAUCGGCUGGUGAGAGAAGCCUUCUGUGAUUUCCAGAGGGAUCGAGGACGAGCCGAUGCGGCUCAGAGUCAGAAGGAGAUGGAGGUGUUCUAUAACACUCCUCCACUGGGGAAGAGAGGCACCUCCAGCUACCUGACUAAAGCUGUGAUGAUCCAGCUGCUACAGGGGGAAGUGAAGCCCUGCAAGGACGACCCCUGCUCCGUCAGCUGAACACACUUUCCUCCCCCCCCCGCUCUCUCUCCCUCUCGGUCUUGUUUUUCCUUCUUAGUCCAGUUUAUUUUUAGCAUGUAGAGCGUUCUCACCCUUUGCACUUCCUCUUGCACAUUUUUAAACUGCACUGUUACACUGAAUUUUUUUAAAAACCCGAGUGUUCAGUUCACUUCCUGACCCUCUCAUCCCACACCUUCCUCACAUAACGCUUUACUUCAUCGAUUCGGCCUCUGACGGCCCCGUUUACAACUCGCACCAUUAAACAAAAACAAAAAGUGAAACCCGGUUUGUACAGUAUAGUGAUGAUGAUAAUGUGAGCAAAAUAUUAUCAGUAAGCUACUCGUAUCCUAUUUGUCCCAUACACAGCUAAGCCCCACCCACCUAGCCGCAUAGAUACAAUUCCAUUGGCUCAUAUUUCCAGCAUGGUUCUGGCGCUAUUUAGGCAACGUUUACACCGCAUCCCACCGUAAAUAUAUUUACGUUCAUUCUAGAAACUUAAGCAACAGCUUAGAAACAAUAAAACUGGGUUAAACAGACUACAGCUGGCGACCUAGCAUUACACCAAGUGGCUGUCAUGAAUCCAUGAAUCUAAAUAUUCACUUAAAUAAAGUCUUGAGGCAUCGCUGCAGUAACGACAUAUUUUUUACACACGCUAGAGAGAUCGACAUCAAGAUAUUUUGGUAAAAAAGCUGUCAGUUUUAAUGGCUAAUUGUGGUUAAAAUCAUUUAUUUAUAUGGAAUAUUGUGUUACGAUCGUAACGUGAACUCAAGGGUAAUAUAAUAAUACUGAUUAGGUUUAUUCAUGCACUCUUUAUACACACCCACACCUUCACCCUACUCGUCUUCCUCAGAUCUACUCUCUUCGUUUUCGGCCCGGUCAGUUCCCGCUUUGCUUUUAUUAUAUGCUGGACCAAACGGGACAAAAUUAAACGCUAAUAUUCACGCUUGGUAUUUAUUAACAGCUGUUUUAUUUGAUUGUUUUACUCUCAACGACCUCUCUGCAGUAAAGCUAGCGUCCGAGUAAGACGGAGAGCAUGUUAGCGUUAAAGUGGUUGAAAAUGCGAAAAGCAGAAGCAGAUCAAGCUAGGUCGCUAACUAGCUAGCAAACGUUAGCCAAUAACACAACAGAGCUGUGCAUAACCUAAUCGAAUUAGCCGACCCCACCCACUGAGGGUGAGGGACAGGUGAGCUUACCUUGUAGUAAGACAGCCAAGCGAUUAAGGCGCAAGUUCAAGUCUGAAUGCAUAAGUUUGUGCCCCCCUAGGUUUUUGAAUGCAAACUAUAUCCCUAUGUAAACAUUGACGUGUGGUAACGAAGACGCGGCGUAGAACUGAACACACCGCGUCUUUAAUGCGCUGCUGCGAGUUUGACUGAUUUAUUUAUUUAUUAAAAGAUGUAUAAUAAUUUUGGCUCGUUCGGUCCAGCACGUGUAGUUCCACACUUACACCAGCCUGCUUACAACAAACUGAACACUGUGAACAGAAAAACAAAUCGGACUUUUAUAUUUUAUUUCGUUUUUUUUUUUUUACCUGCCUCCGCUGAUUUUCUGCAGGAUGUCAGGAUGCGUCCGUGUUUCUCACUUCUCUCUGCAUGUGGAUUUUUUUUUGUCGCAUGAUGGUGGAACUAUGUAAAAAUAGAAAAAGAUUAAAAAAUAGAAAAGAUUAUUCUAGAGUUUUAUGUUUAGAAGGAUUUUCACCGCUUUAGCAGACCUUUCCUAGUCCUAAAGCUUCGGUGGAGUCUAUUAGAGAGAGAGUGUGUGUGUGUGUGUGUGUGUGUGUGUGUUCGUUCAUUCUCCCUGAAGACUUUUUAUAGACCCUUAAGUGUAGAAAUGAAAUAAAUGCUAAUCUGAAGUGCA